UGUUUUCUAUGGAAUAACAAGCUGACAUGGCGUCAUUUGAUAUCACUCGUUGGUUGACGCUUGGGUUAUAAACAUCCGUUGAUUUUGCAAAGGAAAAGUGUAGUGUAUUAGAAAUUUAAUAAUGAGAAAAUCACCGUUAAAUAUGCCGGGCGGUAGUAGAAGUCAGAAUAAUCACGAGUGGAAAUCCUACGUUGAUACGAGAAGGACAAAUUGUGGUUUUGUUGCGUAUAAGCGUGGGUGUUAUUCUUACAACGGUGUAGAGCUGAAUCGUGGCGAUAACGACUUUAUUCCCUUGAACAGUAGUACACCGGAUCAAAGAAGACACAGUGGUAACAGAUAUGGUUCUGGGAUUGGUCGAAAUCACCGCAAUUCAGGUAGUUGGUUGUUUAAUGAUUAUAGAGGAAACCACUUUGCGAACACAAAACCGCAUUUCAAUAAUUCAUACUCUCCUUAUAAGCAUACUGGUAUGCAAUUUCAUGGACAAAAUAAGAGUAUGCAAAAGGAUGGUCAUAGGCAAAUUGACAUAUCAAGAUAUAUUGACAUUAAUUCUAUCUUAGAAGAUCCAUGGGCUGAAUUAAUGCAAAAAUUGGAUGACUCUACGACUUCUAAUAAAGUGGACGUUUUGAACGGAUCUUCAACUAUUCCUUAUUCCAAAGAGAUUAGCAAAAGCGUAUCUUUGGUUGACACAUAUUUUCAAAAUAACCAACAUAACGUGGAAUCUCAAAGUCAAUCUGUAAAUAUUGAUUUAGAAAUUAGUGAUAACGCUUUGGAAGUUAAAAAUAUAUCGGACAAUCAAUUUGGAGAUACUAAAUUGGAUUUGACUUUGGACAAUGAAAGUUUGUGCAAUAAUAGUAAUGAUAAUAAUCAUGUGGCGAGCAAAGACAUUAAACAAAACAUAUAGCAAUUGGUCAAUAUUACACAUAUAAAUCAUAUAUAAGAAAAAAGAGCAAAAUUUCUUGAAUAACGAUUCAUAGAUAUGACAAUGCAAUCUUUAAUUGUAUGUAUGUACAUUCUAUUAAUGUAUAUAAAAUUUUGCACGCAUUGUGUGUGUGUAUGUGUGUAUUAUAUAUACAUACGCAUAUAUAUACACAUAUACAUACAUACAUAUAUACAUACAUAUAUUAAUGAGAUUAGCAAAAUGAUAUAUAAACAUAUGAUUAAUGUAAAUAGAGCUAUUUUUUAAGUGCAGAUCUUUUUUGUAAAAGUAGAAUUUUAAUCGAUGUGGAUUGAAUAUGUACAAGAAGUGCAGUAUAAAAUUAUCUUUCACAUUAAACUUUCGUAAGAAGGCUGUGAAGAAAUGUAUAAUAUUUACUGAAAAUGAUUUAUAUGUGCAAUUCUAAAGUACACAGAGAACAAAGCGUGUUUAAAUUACGAUUAGAUAAACAUUGAACACCAACUUCUUGUCCAUAGAUUAAGUAAUUAAGGCAUGUCUUGAGGUUGAACAUUCAGUUAGAUAACUUGUAAAAAUGAAUUCUUUUUUAUUACUAUAAUGAAGAAAUGUUUGAAGAUACACUGAGUCUGUAUAAUUAUUUAAAAAUAAUAUCAAUGUACUAAAGAAACUUUAUUGUAGCAUGUGAUUAUCUGUACACUGACUACAAUCAAUUUUAAUUUUCAUUAAUUCUUAAUAAUAUUUAAUGAUAUAUCUUCUAAAAUAAUUUCAUCCCUCUAAAUACCGAAUAUAACUUAAAUAGAUUUUGUUCUCUGACAUAUUUGAAGACAUAGGAAUUAUUAUGUACUUCUAUCUCUAACAGGAAAAUCUAAUUUACUUGUAUCGAUAACAAUAUUGUUGCUAAAAUUAAUUUUCAACUAUAAAGUACAUUAUACUAGUUUUCAAUUAUAAAGUGCGUGGUUUUGUAGAUAUUUAUGUGAUAUGUGAUCUUUGUCCAUACUAACAGCAAUACUCGUUUUUACAUAUUUGAUCUCUGUAUUGUGUGAAUUUGCGUAUGUUUUUGAUCAGAUAUAGAAAAUGUAAACAGACUCAGUCAAAAGAGUUCUAAUGCAAUAUUGUACUAAUAAAAAAUAGAUAAUAAAUCAUAUUCAUAUAUUUAUAUAUAUAUGUAUGUAUAUGUAUAUAUGUAUAUGUAAUGAUAUAUAUAUAUAUAUAUAUAUAUGUGUGUAUAUAUGAUAAAUAUAUGUGACAAAUAUAAUAAAAAGGAGAUACACUUUGUCCAGAUUUAUAUGAUACUUUAUAAAGAACAGUGUGUGAAAUGGGACAAAAUAAAUUACAUGUUGUUUGUUACAUAUAUGUAACAUUUCGUCUCAACAUGCUAAUUUAAUAUAUGUACAAAAUCAUGAACUGGUACAAACUUAACGAUUAACUGAAAAAAUUUCAAUUAGUCUUAAUCUUAUUAAUGUAAUUUCUCACAAUAAUCUCUGUUGUAAAAAGCAUUAAUAAUCUGCUAAUUACUGUAUACCUAAUGUUCGAAAUAAAAAAAAAUAUAUGAAAAAUAUGAGAAAAAGCAAA
Molecule: messenger RNA, 2464 nt
Organism: Vespula vulgaris
Lineage: Eukaryota; Metazoa; Arthropoda; Insecta; Hymenoptera; Vespidae
Exons: 2
Coding region: 122-901 (259 amino acids)
Source: RefSeq, a predicted model, not a curated record